GAAGUCAGUCUGUUACCCGCGCGGUGGACGCCUCCACGUGAGGACGGGCAUUGGCCGUUUCUCCUCAAACGUACGACCCUCGGCAACCGGGAAGCGGCAGGCCCUGGAGAAAACACCGCUGAAUAAAAGCCUGCGGGUGGAUACCAGCUCUUUACCGUCACCGUCAGUGCUGAUGGGACGUCUCGGAGUAGAGGAGUGGCUUUAAAACAUCUUUAACGUUAGCUGGUGAUAGUGAAGGCACGUUGUCGGACAUUAACUAUAUCGUUACACGUCUGUCAGUCAGUUGUGUCUCUCGCUGUGUCGGUUAACGAGUCAUUUACAUACUGUCAGCUACCAGGUUAGCUCUGUACAUUAGCUAAAAAGAUCAUGGCCAUGUUUUCAUCAUAUUUGGAGCUAUGGAGAACAUAUUGGGAGUGUGUUUCCAGACCUUAUACGGUGUUCAUCUGCUCCCUCGCGGCCGCACUUUACUAUCUGUGGGCCCGCAAGUGUCAGACACCGACUCUGGUUUCUAGCGCUGCUUUCAGUGCGUUCCUCCACAAGCACUGUCCUGUGGUGGCUGAGCGCUUCAGUCCCACUCCGUGGUGUUGGGGAGGCCGACUUCAAACCCUGGUCUGCGCCCUCCUCAAGUCCAGACCCCCCGUCACUUAUCGCAAUGAGCUGAUCCGUACGGUUGAUGGUGGUCAGAUCUCCCUGGACUGGGUGGACAAUGAGGCCAGUGGGACCUACCCAGAAUCCUCUACCCGUCCCACGGUGCUGAUCCUCCCAGGCCUUACGGGGAACAGCCAGCAGUCCUAUGUGCUCCAUGCCAUUGGCCAGGCCACCCGCCGCGGCUACAGAUGUGUGGUCUUCAACAACAGAGGCAAUGGACAGGAAGAGUUGCUGACACCUGUUACCUACUGCGCAGCCAAUACCUCAGACCUUGAGCGUGUGGUGCAGCAUGUCAAAGGACUUUACCCACAUGCGCCUGUGCUUGGUGCUGGUGUGUCUUUGGGAGGCAUGUUAUUGUUAAACUACCUGGCCCGUAAGCGCACACAGUCAGGGAUGGUGGCGGGUUUAACCAUCUCUGUACCAUGGGAUACAGUGAAGUCCGCUGCCUCAUUGGAAGAACCACUCAACUGGCUGCUCUUCAACAAACACCUCACGAGAGGCCUGUGUCGGGCUGUCACCAGGCACAGGAAGGUUCUGGAGAAAGUGGUGGACGUUGACUAUGUCCUGAAGGCACGUUCUAUCCGUGAGUUUGAUGAACGCAUCACCUCUGUGCUGUUUGGUUAUAAAUCUUGUAUGGAUUAUUACCGCGAUGCCAGCCCAGACAAAAAACUCCCCAAUACAGCAGUACCCAUCUUGUGCCUCAACGCUGCUGAUGACCCCUUCUCUCCCCAACAUGCCUUCCCAGUGACCAUAGUCGAGAGCCUGCCUAAUGUCGCUCUGUUGUUGACGGCCCAUGGUGGACACAUCGCCUUCCUGCAGGGGUUGUUUCCCCUGCGGCGAGAGAGCUACAUGGAUCGCCUGUUUGGUCAGUUUGUCCAAGCCGCCUUUGAACACCCGAGGGACAUCAAGAAAGCCUGUGGCAUUAAGGAGGAGAAGAUGAGCUGAUCGUCUUUCACCCCGUCACUCUGUUUGCACUCUGAAGCUGAGCUAAUAUCAGAAGGACUGCUAGCUGCGAAGAAUAUGAAGUCACUGGCAUCAUAGCAGCAAUUCACAAAAAUGCAUUGCUUAGCUUUGCGUUUUGUUAUCUUACCACAGAAAUGUCUCCUCCAUGUUUGCACAGAGAAUGACCAACUGUAUUGUGCAAUACUAUGACCUCACUGCAGCUAAGCCAGUCUACCUCCUCAUCGUCUCAGGUUCUCUUCUAUAUGGAAGUUUUUUGGCCUCUUUAUUCAAAUUACAAUGCAUUUUGCAAUUGGCAAUUCAAUAUGCAAAGUGAUAAUGCAAUCCUCAAUUAAGUUUGAAUUAUUCUGAUUAAACAUUUGAAUGAAAGCUCAAUUAAUUGCAUUUCACAUUGCCAUGGUAUUUUGGUCUCUUUAUUCAAAUGCCAAUUCAUUUUGGCAUUGGCAAUUCAAUGUGCCAGCAAAACAGCGCCCCCAGUCUAUGGCAUUUACUUUUACUUGUCUACAAGCUUUUUUGGUGUCAAAAUUCAAAUGAAAAUGCAAUCUGUCAGUCCUCUCAUCAAGGCGGGUCUUCAGUUAGGACGUCCCCUCCACGCUCAGUGAUUGGGUAACAGCUGGCACUGUUCUUGAUGGGUACGUUGCUUUCUACCCCACAUGAAAUGCAUAUGUUCAACCUAGAGUUCAGACAUUAGUUUAUUACAGUAGGGCCAUUGUUGGCAUUUUGUGUUUAUCUACAUCCUCAUGCUGAGUCAUUAAAAGCUAAUGCUAGCUACGCCUGGUUAAAGUUAGUAGCUUGCUUACAAACUAAGGCAACGCUUGCAAAGUAACUUAGCUAAAGUUAGCUAAGUUUACUGCUGGUUGCUCACUAAUUUACAACGCUAGCAACAACAGCGAUAACUAACUACUAUGUGGGAGCAUUGAUGUAACAUAUUGGAUACGUAGAUGUAGCCAAAUAGUCAUUUCUUUAUGUGUGCUGAUGAAGUUUACACUUAAAAAAUACUGUAAAUUUCUCAGCAAAACAUAGACUGAAGUAAUAACUAGCUACCAUAACAGAAAAUCCCAAGUUAUGCUAGAAAUGUCAUAAUGCCUAUUUUCAUUGCAGUUCACCUGCAAGAUGUGGUGCUUUGUUGGUUAAAAUGAUUACAUUCUAGUGUGUUGUCGCUAAAGACAUAAUACAAAACAAUUUUUUGUGUGCAAUUCAUUUUUCUUUAGGUGAGGAAACCAGGCUAAAUCAGUGGGUGUUGAACAUGAGGAGAAAGAAGUGGACUCCCUCAGGCAGUUCCUCCUCUCACUUAACUCUGCAGCGAGCACUUUGAGGAGGAUCAGCUCAUCACAGAUAGACCGAUCAUUUCUGAGGCCUGCGCUCAUGCGAUAAGAAAGAGGUACUUUUCAGUCAAUUCAUAAAACAGUCAUAAUCAUGUCAUAAUAAAGUUACAUGUGAGAACACGCACACUCAGCCAUGGUGUUCAGAGGAAAUGUGGCCAUUUCAGAGGACGAGACCUUUCCCAGAGCCAGAAAACCAGCUCCAGACAGCGAUACUCACAACUAUACAGUGAGAUGAGUACAUUUUCUAUAAACUGACUGAGUACAUCAACUGACUACUCUUACCUGGUUUUCCAGAUUUGCCAUGUACCUAAAUUAAACAAGAGACUGCGGUGAAUUGUUUUGUGGUUCAAUAUAUUUGAUAUGCACAUAGUCAGAAAACCAAACUUUAUAUCUCUCUCUUGAUCAUUGGUUGUUAAUGUUAAGGGACAACUUAUAAUAUUCACAUUUGUGUAUAAAUCAUGUAUGCAAGAAGUAUAAGACAACAUUGAAUAUGGCCUUUUCAUGAAUAAUCUACGUUCUGACAAACAACACUGCCAUUAAUGUCUUCCUGGUUGCUUAUUGUACAUAUUGACAUUAAACUGGAUGCGUACCAUAGAAGAAGUCUACUGACUUAGAGCAACAAUUUAAUAAAUUACUUGCACAUUAAAUAAUAGCAUUAAAAAUAUUUUAGGAUCUAUCAAUAUACAGGGGUGGACCAUGGUCAAGGUGAGCUUAAUUAUCCUAAAAAAAAUGUUCAUACUGAAAUGAGGUAGGCUUUCAGUGCUACAUCACAAAUAGUAAGCAUCAAUAAAUAUUAAUAUAAUUAAUAAAUAUUUACAUGAUAGCACAGUAUAGAAAUAGUAACAUUACUUUUAUAUGUAAUGUGUAGUUUAAAGAGCCAGUGCUGCAGUCCAUUUAAGCACUGGAGGCUGGAGUGGAAAGGGAGAAGACAUUAGGAAGAGCACAGUUCACUUAUAGCCAUAUCAGUGUUCAAGUUGAACACUGAUAUGGCUAUAAGUGUUAGUGUCAAUAAAAACAUAUAACACUAAAGUCUAUCAGCCGUCACAUAAAUUAUGACAGUCUUGGCCAGGUGAUGGGCUUAACAAAACAAAAACCCUGUAAAGGUCGACUUCAACAAUGGAGGAAAUGUCAGGCAUGGACACUUCACCGUUGGAGGAGUUGGGCUUUAAGGAACUUAUACAGCAAUUCUGUGUAAAAAUACUGUUUACUGUAGGGAUGAAAUUAACUUCAUCACACAAAAAUAGCCCAGGAGUGCCAAACCUUAUGUGAUGGUGAUGUACAAACCUGCCACUUAAACAAUGUAGAAAUGUAGCCAUAACACUGUUCACACACAUCGCUGGGUGAGGCAGGUAAUGCAGUGUGGAGGGCAGCGAUGCGACCCUUAAAAUAUAAUAAGCAUGUUAGUGACUAGUAGCAUUAGCUAUUCAGGACGAAGGAAGGAGGCAGUGCUAUGGCCUAACCUUUCUCCAAAGAACACGUGCCAGCUGUGGUAUUGUAGUGCAGUAUAGCAUAAUUAAUGUGCUGUUUACAUUGUCGACUACCAAUAAUUUUUUACUGCCUGUGGGCUUACUUGAUGGAACUUGUUUUGUGUGGUGAGCAAUAAAUACGCAUUAACAUUACGCAAGUGUAUCACCUAUGAAAUGCAAUUGAUUGAGCUUUCAUUUAAAUUUUUAAUCAGAAUAAUUCAAACUUAAUUGAGGAUUGCAUUGCCACUUUGCAUAUUGAAUUUCCAAUUGCAAAAUGCAUUGUCAUUUUUUAGUAUUGAAGAAAUGUUGCAGCCAGCUGAUAAGUUAAUGACUAAUAUUGCAUCUACAGGUUUUGCAAGACUUGUUUUCCUUGAAGUGUGUAACAUGCCUUAAAAGAUUCCUUGUCUUUUAGCCCUGCAUGCAUACUUUACAUACAAUUUCUCAAUGCAUACCAUACUCUGAGGUAAUCCUGCAAACAGUUCAGUUGUUGGAACUGUCGAUCUCAAGAUGAAAAUACCACACAGCAGGGAUAUGCAUAUCUGCUAUGAAGAAAAGACUUUAUAUCAUCUGAGUUUUUAAAACAAAAAAGGGAAUCAGUUAAAUGUGAAUGCGUGUAAUCGUUUUUGCAGUAUGCUUGGUUGCAAUGUAAGUGUAAAUUUUCAUUUCAGUUGGUGAUUUUACAUCAUGAAAAAGUGAUGGAGAUAUCCGUAAGAUGAACUCAUUCCCGUCAGGUGCUGUCGUCAGUAGCAACGCAUAAUUCAGCCUGGGUUUGUUUUGAUUAAUAUCUACAUAUCACCGUGUUGGACAGAAUGGAAAAAUGUCAUGGCAUGCACGGCCUGUCACAGAGUUCCCUCCGGUUCCACAGCUGCAACCCGAGCCGCUUUCUCUCUGAGCGGUGGGGUCAUUAAUGUUGAUGAUUAACCAGACAGAGUAUCAAUAAUUAACUGUGAACAAUAAAGGCCCACGCCCUCUGUCACAAUGCUAA
Siniperca chuatsi (mandarin fish) is the source of this 5384-nucleotide messenger RNA. RefSeq names its product phospholipase ABHD3-like. Lineage: Eukaryota; Metazoa; Chordata; Actinopteri; Centrarchiformes; Sinipercidae. The record is from RefSeq and is a predicted model, not a curated record. The coding region runs from base 367 to 1593 and encodes 408 amino acids. Gene Ontology annotation, biological process: medium-chain fatty acid biosynthetic process; medium-chain fatty acid catabolic process. Gene Ontology annotation, molecular function: acetylesterase activity; monoacylglycerol lipase activity. The transcript has 9 exons.